UCACCGGCUGGGUCUUCACUACGUCAAGCAGGGAGUUCUGAAGGAAUUACAGAAUAUCAAAGGAUGAAUAAAUGUGUGUUCACACAUUUUUUUUGUACAAAAACAGCUCUCUUAUAUAAAGCUUCACAGUUCCAUAUCGGUGUUUGGGGGGGAAAUUGCCCUUUGAAUUUUUUUAAUUCACCAGCAAGAUCAAAUCUGCUGUGCUCAAAAAACUGUUGGAAGCCUGAUGAGUUGAUGAAUACUCCCUUUACAUCACUUCACAUACCCCUCAGAACUUUCUGCAGGUCAUCCAGCAUGGGUUCUCAACAUGAACUACCUUUAGACACACCUAUACUGUACCUGAAGAGUGAAGAAGCAUUUGCUGGCCUCACAGCCCGUGAGCGGCGCUAUGCACAUCAUUUGUCCAGAGCAUCAUGGUGGGGUGGUCUUAUAGUGUUGUGCCAGACCUCUCCUGAGAGCCCUACAAUAUUCAAUUUAUUGACUCGACUUUUUCGGUCACAGCCUAUUGAUACCCUAAAAGAAGUGGCUGUAGGAAGAACAGGUUUCACAGAUGAUGAGUUUAAAUCCCUCAUCAUCUAUUAUUCUGGUCUUGUGUACAAUAUGGGGAACUAUUUAGGUUUUGGUGACAGAAAGUUUAUACCUAGUGUAAGUCGGGAGAAAUUGGAAGCUCUGAUAAAGGCCUCUAAGGCUUAUCUUGAGGCACCAGAUGUGAUUGAUGGUUAUGUAAACCAAGCUUUGGGUGCGAUGUACAAUUUGGAUGAGAAUAAAAGGUUUCUUGGAAUGCCCACUAGUGGUGUCACAAUGUAUUUCUCACCAAAUUGUACACAAGAGGAUGCAGAUCUAGCUAAGGAGUACAUGGCAUCAAAGAAUAUUGAAGCCUGGAAUAACCGCUUGCUAAAGUAUGAAGAAAAUGGUCAAACUAUAUAUGACAUACGUUUAGCGUCUAUUGAGGAGGGACAUGCUGAUGGAAUCACUGUUGAUAUUGAUGAAUUUCAGGGUCACAAGUUCCGUGUGAGUAGAGGGGACUACUCUUUCUUUCUGAAGAAAAUGACUGAAGAACUCCAGUUGGCCAAAGAUUAUACUGCUAAUGAUGGUGAAAUUCAGAUGCUUGACAAAUACAUUGAGAGUUUUACCAAGGGAUCAGUGCAGGCUCACAAAGAAGGAUCUACUUUUUGGGUGAAAAACAAAUCUCCAGCAGUAGAAACCUACAUGGGCUUUAUCGAGGUGUACAGGGACCCAGUAAACCAACGGGCAGAAUUUGAAUCAUUUGUUGCAGUUGUAAACAGAGAACAGUCUCGUAAGUUUGAUACUCUCGUAGCACGAGCUGAGAAGGAGUUCUUACCUCUCCUACCAUGGGGUAAAGAUUUUGAAGAAGAUGUAUUUAUGAGACCUGAUUUUUCUUCUUUAGAUAUUUUAACUUUUGCAUCUUCUGGACUCCCUAUAGGCAUUAAUAUCCCAAAUUACAAAGAUGUCAAAGAAGAACAAGGCUUUAAAAAUGUGAGCUUGACAAAUGUCAUGGCUGCCCGUACUGGUAUAAAAGGGGGUCCUUUCCUGUCUGAGGACGAUCACACUUUGCGUGAAAAGCAUGGGGCUUUGGGCCUUGAAAUCCAAGUUGGCCUACAUGAACUGUUGGGACAUGGUUGUGGCAAAUUCCUUCGUCGCAAAGAUGAUGGAUCUCUUAACUUUGAUCCUACAAAAAUAAAAAAUCCAUUCACAGGGGGUGAAGCAUUGUUUUAUGAAAAGGGGGAAAAUUAUAAUUCAUGUUUCACAAACCUUGCUAGUGCCUAUGAAGAAUGUAGAGCAGAGACUGUAGCAUUGUAUUUGGGACUUGUUAAUGAUAUUUUGGAUGUAUUUGGAGUUGCAGCGGAGGACCGUGAGGAUCUGAAGUAUGUUUCAUGGUUAGACAUGAUGUAUGCAGGUCUUAGAGGCUUAGAAAUGUAUCAACCAAGCCAAGGCAAGUGGGGUCAGGCUCAUUCCCAGGCACGAUAUGUAAUUUUAAGAGUAGCGCUGGAAGCUGGUGAAGGGUUAGUUAAUAUCACCGAGUCAGCUGGCAGUGAUGGCCUUCCUGAUUUACUUCUUACUCUUGACAAGACCAAAAUUCAUACGGUUGGCCACCAGGCUAUGGGUGAGUUUUUGCGAAAGCUUCAGAUUUAUCGUUCAAUGGGCGAUUCAGAAUCAGGCCGAUCCAUGUUUGAAAAAUAUUCAGAAGUGCCAUCAGAUGGACCAUUCCCAUUUAGCAAGUGGCAUGAGAUAGUAGUGAGGAAACGAAGACCUCGCAUGGUUUUAGCCAUGCCUAACACCCGUGUGGUAGGAGAGGAUGUUGAAUUAGUGUCAUAUCCCGAGACAGUUGACUGUGUAGUAAAGUCCUGGGUUGAUCGAUUCUCCUCGGAGGAGUGUGAGGCUUUGGAGUCUGCUUUGUCAACCUUUGUUAGAGGCUGUACUAAAUAAUUUGGCCCGUACAACUUGCUAUACAGUAUCAUUUCUUUUCCUAUUACUAAUAUAAAAUAAUUGUAGCUGUUCAUUAACUGGUUAUUUAGAAUGUUCAUGCAAUUCGGUGUUGUGUAGUAAUUGGUAUUUAACACGAAAUUUUGUAUUUUUGUAUACCUACUGCAGUUUUACUUUGGAGGGUGUUGAAAUUCCAUGUUCCUAUAUAAUUUUAGAUUUUUUCACAUGUACUGUAAUUCUUUUUUUCUCAUCUAGAUGUACCAACAAUAUUUAGAUGGGACAUAAUAAUGAUUAAGGUAACUUGUGUUUUUGAUGACCAUUUAAUAAAUUUGUAUGAAAACAAA
Messenger RNA from Homarus americanus (American lobster), 2789 nucleotides. It is a transcript of the gene DppIII, whose product is annotated as dipeptidyl peptidase 3-like. NCBI's taxonomy places the organism in Eukaryota, Metazoa, Arthropoda, Malacostraca, Decapoda, Nephropidae. The transcript is spliced from 3 exons. Gene Ontology annotation, cellular component: cytoplasm. Gene Ontology annotation, molecular function: dipeptidyl-peptidase activity; metalloexopeptidase activity. Gene Ontology annotation, biological process: proteolysis. Bases 64 to 2448 code for a protein of 794 amino acids. The record is from RefSeq and is a predicted model, not a curated record.